Messenger RNA from Cuscuta campestris, 2032 nucleotides. The record is from the annotation of a GenBank genome assembly. Lineage: Eukaryota; Viridiplantae; Streptophyta; Magnoliopsida; Solanales; Convolvulaceae.
CUUUUUAAUUACGGAGUAUUCAACAUCAUUUUAUUAAUUUCAUGAAGUGCAAAAAUGGCAAGGUUGUGUAUUUUGUGUCGGAAGUGUUUGUGGGUUUCCUUCCCUUUAAUACGUAAUCACAAACAUAUUCUCUCUCUCUUGAAUAUCAGUGAUUUGUGGUUUCUGAGGAUAAGGAAGAAAUCUGGGAGGCGGGUGUAUUGUUUUUCCAUUCACUGUGGGGAGAAGAAGUUGCAGAGUGAAGAACAGCAUGCGGUGGUACAGUCUUUCAGUUGAUGUGUUUAGGAAAGUCAUCUUCUUGAAUUUGUACUGCCGUGUAAUUCUGUAACAAUUUUACCCCCACCUUCACAUCCAUAUCUUGAUUUUCUUACCUUAUAACUCUUUUUUUUACCCUUGACAAAAUAUCAUUGUGUUAGCCUUCAUUCGUUCAUUCAUUCAAUGGGUUCGACUCGUUUCAUUGUCAUUCCCUGCUACGUCCGCCGGAUUAGCUGAAUUUUUAUCAUCUUCUGUGUCGUUAUUAAGCCUUUCAAAUCAUUAUCUGGUUUUGUAUUUUGGGAUCUUUUAAUUUUGUGUGUGGGGAAGGGGGGAGGGGUUUGGGGAAGAAGAAGUUAUGGUGUGCCAAGCAGCGAGCCAGACGAGAUUCAGGGCUUUGAAACAUGAAAAUGGAGUUGCAGGGAGUUCCACCAUUAUAGUUAGAGUCAUAGCUUGCUUUCAACCACUCCAAGAUUGCCAGGCUGAAUAUUUUCGUCACCUGCUGAAACCUGUCACGUAGAUUCGUUGAUUUUCUUGACCCUUUCUUUCUCAAGUUAAGCUGAAGAUUUCUCAUUUUGUUAGCAUUUCUUCUUCUUCUUCUUCGUUAUUUCUAGAAAACAUCACAAGCUACAUUCAGCAAGUUCUAGUACUGGUGGUGGGAUUUCUUGAAUUGAAUGGAAAAAGAUUUUGAUCCUCAGUUCCCUCGACGCUGGGACCCACAUAUCCAGAAUUUUCCUGCCAUGGCAUACCGCCCUAAUAACUUGCUUCUCAACAGUUUGCCUUCUUCUUUCCAUCCAUCACUGGGAUCUGCAACUGAAGAGGAAGCUCCCGUUUGGGCAAAUCCGAAUCCUGAAACCGCCCAUGGAGAUGCCCAAAGGAAAUUUCUUGUUUUUGAUCAAUCGGGCAACCAAACGAGGCUAGUCUACCGUUCUUCUGCAAGUGCAAGCUGGCUUCUGAAACCGUCAACAACACCUAUUGAUCCAACCCCUUUUCUUAGCGACGAAUGCGUCCAAGAGAACAAUGAGGGAAUGGAAAUGCAUCAAGAAGACUCCGAAGAGCUAGACGCUCUUCUCUACUCUGACGAUUCUGAUUCUGAUCCUGAUUCCUCUGGUGAUGAAGUCAUAAGCUCGGGACAUUCUCCGAGUGCCCAUGGUAAUGAGCCAAGAGAGGAGGGGCCCACCAAAAGGCAAAAACUUCUCGAGGGUCGUUAUGCCCCGAUUGGGCGCUCCGGUUUAGAGGAUGACGCGGAAUCAAGCUGUGGGAAUACCAACAACCGCAGGAAAAGAUCAAGAAAGGAGAAAAUACGCAAAACGUUGUGCGUUUUGCAGAAUAUUGUCCCAGGAGGAAAGGGGAAAGGCACAAUCGAGGUUAUUGAUGAAACAAUCCGAUACCUGAAAGGCCUCAAGGUCGAAGCCGAGUCCUUGAGGCUUGAUGCUCUAUAAUAUCUGUUCCUUAUCCCAGAAACCCCAAGGAUGGAGUUCAUCUUUUUAUUUUCUUUCUAAUAACAAUAACAAUUUCUUGGUGCAUCCAAAAGUGACAAUGAUGAGAACGACAAUCACGGUAGGUACUAAACGGGACCGUCCAAUCCUCGUUCAAUUUCGGGGUCUACCACCAAAUCGCGAAUGACACCGAGUUUGAUAACAAGUGUCUCAUGAACAUUCUUGGUUGCACAUGGUUGUCUACGGUGUUAUAAUUUUUCUUGUUUGUGGGUUUAACUGUUUAUCCACCAUGCCAUUGGGAGCUAAGAAAUGUACAGUGGAUCAUUCAUGGCUUCAGAGUUGGA